This is a messenger RNA of Parnassius mnemosyne (clouded apollo), 4320 nucleotides long. Lineage: Eukaryota; Metazoa; Arthropoda; Insecta; Lepidoptera; Papilionidae. The record is from the annotation of a GenBank genome assembly.
GAUGUAAAGAAGACCGCAGAUUUGUGUGGUAUUUCCGUUACAGUCCAUUAUAGAUUUAAUUGCACCUCAUCUUGCUAUUAUUUUUAAUACUUGUAUCGAUUCUGGUGUGUUUCCUGAUUUAAUGAAAUAUAGUAAAGUAAUACCUUUAUUUAAAUCUGGCAGUACAUUGGACCCCGCUAAUUUUAGACCUAUUUCUGUACUACCAACUCUCAGUAAAAAAAAAAUAAAAAAUAAUUUUGGAUCAAUUGUUAAUUUUUUUUAAUAAAAACCAAUUUAGUUUUACAACGGGUCGCUCGACGUCUGACGCCGAUGUUGAGCUUAUGAAAUAUAUUUUUAAUGCCUGGGAGAAUUCACAAGAUGCCUUAGGUAUUUUCCGUGAUCUCUCCAAGGCUUUCGAUUGUGUUCAUCAUGAGACAUUAAUCAGGAAACUACAACAUUACGGUGUAAAACAUUUGGCGCUUAGACUAAUUACUUCAUAUUUAAGUAACAGAACUCAAAAAGUCGUGAUCAAUGGUAAAAGUUCCUCCGGAUCGGUAGUAUCAAUGGGCGUUCCUCAGGGCUCGAUUCUUGGUCCAUUCAUGUUUUUAAUCUAUAUUAAUCACUCGCCUUAUCUUGUAGAGGAGAAUCACGAUAUAGUAUUAUUUACUGACGAUACCUCUUUCAUUUUCAAACUCAAACGGCAGUUAAUUAAUUCAUCAUCAUCAUUACAGCCUUUCAUAAGUCCACUGCUGAACAUAGGCCUCCCCCAAGGAAUGCCACAAUCGAAAUAAGUACAUUGGUUUAACGCCAACAAUAUGCUCUUAAACGGCAAUAAGACAAAGUGUAUUAAAUUUACAAUAUUUAAUGUAAAAAAUUCGAAUACCAAUGUGCUGUUAAAUGGGGAGGAGUUAAGUCUUGUGGAUACCACUGUUUUUCUUGGUAUUACUAUUGACGCGCAACUUCAAUGGGGCCCCAUAUAUCUAAAUUAGCAAGCAGACUCAGUUCUGCAGCAUAUGCUGUAAGAAAGUUUAGAAGUCUCACAGAUGUUGAGACAACUAGAUUAGUGUAUUUUAGUUACUUUCAUAGCGUAAUGUCUUAUGGAAUUUUGUUAUGGGAUAAUGCGACUAAUAUUGAAGCUAUAUUUGUUUUGCGAAAGAGAGCCGUACGGGCGAUUUAUAAACUAAAUUGUGAAGAGUCCCUGAGUCAGAGAAAAAUUUAAAGAAAUAAACGUAUUAACUUUGGCAUCGCAAUAUAUUUAAGAGGAUGUAAUGUAUGUGCAUAAAAACAUAAAUAGCUUUAAUAAGAAUAAGGUUGUACAUACUUCGAACACUACGACUAGGAACAAACAUAAGCUUGUAAUGCCAGUUACUAGACUCCACAGAAUCAGUAAUUCAUUUAUGGGGCAAUUUAAACGCUUUUACAACAAAAUCCCAGAACAUAUUCAAAGUUUGUCAAUAAACAAGUUUAAAAGUUUUAUUAAUGAAAACUGUACAAAAAGGGUUAUUAUAAUAUCAAGGAAUACAUGAAUGAAAAUAACCCCUGGGAAUAAGGUGAUCGCCACCAUGGUGGUUCUAUGAAAAUUAAUUUAAAAUUGUAUAAACAAAAUUAUUGUUAAGUGAAAUUAUGUUUUAAAAAAAGUCCCGCUAGGUUUCUUGCUGGUUCUUCCCAGGACAGAUGUAUUUUCCGAACCAGUGGUAAAUAAAAAAUGACUUUCAAUAAGUAUUAUGUAAUAAUCAAUAUUGAAUAAAAAUUAUUCUAUUCUAUUCUAUUCUAUUGCCACCAAGCAGCAGUAUGUAUCCUAGGCUGAAGGACAUCAAGAGCCAGGCUGUAAUGCAUUACAUCUUAGUCCUCACAGGUAACAUAGUAUCUGUAGCCAUUGCUUGAAGUUCGUUGCAGGUGCCCAUGGUGCCCAUUAGUCACUUACCAUCAAGUAGAUGGUAAGUUUGUCACUUCAAUAUUAUAAAAAAUGAUGUUGACAAAGUGAAAUAUGAUAGCCAAUAGAUUUUAUUACAUAAUUAUAUAUUUAAGUAGUAUUCCAUAUUUAUGAAGAAUUUUCAUAUUUUCAGUUGCAUGAGAAUGAGGGGCCCAUAAUUGUCUGUUUCACCUGUCAUGCAAGACUCAUUCGUUGCAAAAGAUUACAACAACAGGCUAUAGACUCAAAUGUGGUUUUGGAGCAGUUGCUUGCAGGAGGAUCCAUGAUAUCUGGCCUGUAGAGUGUGAUAUAGACAAUGAUUGCAAGGACGAAAUUUUUUGCCUUGAUGCCGUUAAAGUUGAGGAAGAGAUUUUCGAAUAUGAGAAUUCCAAAUUUGAAGAAAAUGAGAAUCAUGAAACAGAACCAUACAUCACACCGACAAAUAAUUUUUCAAAACUGUCUGAGAGGAAGAUUAAAUCAAAUUCUACUGAUUGUAACAUAAACGAUGUUCGUAAAGGAAACCUCGAUUUAGAAAGCCCUACUAUUAAAUCAAAGCCUAAAGUCAAAAAACAUAAACAAUCAAUUAAUAAAAAAGGAAAGCAUCCUGCAAACAUUAUGAAAAAGAAAUUUUUGAAACGAAAGAGUGUAAAUAUGCUUACGAAAAACACGUCAGGGGCAUCAACAAAAUAUAUUUUUGGUUGUUAUGGUUGUAGCAAAAAAUUUUCAACAAAAGACAUUCUCGCCAAACACACUUCAUACAGUCAUAAGACGCAAAAGAACUCAGUCACCACUGCAGUUCAGACACAAGUUGAACACACUCGAGUACCACAACUAACGGAAAUAUUUAAUUGUGAUAUUUGCGAAUUUAAAACAUCUCACAAACGUCGCAUUUUGGCACAUCUUAAAGCGCAUGUUGCUGAACAAGUGUACUGUUGUAAUAAUUGUGAUUAUAAAUGUAUUAAAAAAGAUCGUUUGCAGAGACAUAUGAAAAUACACACUGGAGAAAAACCUUUUUCAUGUAAUAUCUGUGAAUAUAAAUGUAUUAGAAAAGAUGUGUUGCAAACACAUAUGAAAAUACAUACUGGAGAAAAACCUUUUUCGUGUCAUAUCUGUGAAUAUAAAUGUAUUAAAAAAAGUGAUUUGCAUAGGCAUAUGAAAAUACAUACUGGAGAAAAACCUUUUUCGUGUCAUAUCUGUGGAUAUAAAUGUAUUAAUAAAAGUAGUUUGCAAAGGCAUAUGAAAAUACAUACUGGAGAAAAACCUUUUUCGUGUCAUAUCUGUAAAUAUCAAUGUACUCAAAAAAGUCAUUUGCAAUCACAUAUGAAAAUACAUACUGGAGAAAAACCUUUUUCAUGUAAUAUCUGUGAAUAUAAAUGUAUUAGAAAAGAUGUGUUGCAAACACAUAUGAAAAUACAUACUGGAGAAAAACCUUUUUCGUGUCAUAUCUGUAAAUAUCAAUGUAUUAAAAAAAGUCAUUUGCAAUCACAUAUGACAAUACAUACUGGAGAAAAACCUUAUUCGUGUCAUAUCUGUAAAUAUCAAUGUAUUCAAAAAAGUAAUUUGCAAUCACAUAUGAAAAUACAUACUGGAGAAAAACCUUUUUCAUGUAAUAUCUGUGAAUAUAAAUGUAUUAGAAAAGAUGUGUUGCAAACACAUAUGAAAAUACAUACUGGAGAAAAACCUUUUUCGUGUCAUAUCUGUAAAUAUCAAUGUAUUCAAAAAAGUCAUUUGCAAUCACAUAUGAAAAUACAUACUGGAGAAAAACCUUUUUCGUGUAAUAUCUGCAAAUAUAAAUGUAUUACAAAAAGUAAUUUGCAAUUACAUAUGAAAACACAUACUGGAGAAAAACCUUUUUCGUGUAAUAUCUGCAAAUAUAAAUGUAUUACAAAAAGUAAUUUGCAAUCACAUAUGAAAAUACAUACAGGAGAAAAACCUUUUUCGUGUAAUAUCUGUAAAUAUAAAUGUAUUAUAAAAAGUAAUUUGCAAUCACAUAUGAAAAUACAUACUGGAGAAAAACCUUUUUCGUGUAAUAUCUGCAAAUAUAAAUGUAUUACAAAAAGUAAUUUGCAAUCACAUAUGAAAAUACAUACUGGAGAAAAACCUUUUUCGUGUAAUAUCUGCAAAUAUAAAUGUAUUAUAAAAAGUAAUUUGCAAUCACAUAUGAAAAUACAUACUGGAGAAAAACCUUUUUCGUGUAAUAUCUGCAAAUAUAAAUGUAUUACAAAAAGUAAUUUGCAAUCACAUAUGAAAAUACAUACUGGAGAAAAACCUUUUUCGUGUAAUAUCUGUAAAUAUAAAUGUAUUACAAAAAGUAGUUUGAAAACACAUAUGAAAACACACACUUGAGCAGAACCUUUUUUGUGAGAGAUCUGGUAAAAUAUGUGCAAUAUUAUGUAAACGUGUUGUAUAUAAAUAUAAAAGUAUACUAG